Messenger RNA from Paramuricea clavata, 618 nucleotides. Lineage: Eukaryota; Metazoa; Cnidaria; Anthozoa; Malacalcyonacea; Plexauridae. The record is from the annotation of a GenBank genome assembly.
AUGAUCGAAGAACCCUCGUCCCCAGCCAUAGUACUCUCGUCCCAAGUCGUGAUCGAAGAACCCUCGUCUCCAGCCAUGAUUGAAGUACCCUCGUCCCAAGUCGUGAUCGAAGAACCCUCGUCCCCAGCCAUGAUUGAAGUACCCUCGUCCCAAGUUGUGAUCGAAGAACCCUCGUCCCCAGCCAUGAUCGAAGUACCCUCGUCCUCAGCCAUGAUCGAAGUACCCUCGUCCCCAGCCAUGAUCGAGGUACCCUCAUCCCCAGCCAUGAUUGAAGUACCCUCGUCCCCAGCCAUGAUCGAAGAACCCUCGUCCCCAGCCGUGAUUAAAGAACCCUCGUCCCCAAUCGUAAUGGAAGAAACCGAGUCCUACACUAAAACAACAAUCGGUCAAGAAACCACUGUGACAAAGGAUAAAUGCGUCAAGGUACUUGGGGUCCUUUGGGACACUGAGAAUGACACGUUUAUGUUCGAAUUUUCGAGUUUGGUUCAAUAUGCUCGUUCCUUGCCAGCGACGAAACGCUCUGUGCUAAAGGUUACUUCGAAAAUCUUUGAUCCUGUUGGAUUUCUAACACCAUUUGUCAUCAAGAUGAAAGCAUUAUUUCAAGAAUUGUGUGUCGAA